AGUUAGUGUGGGUCGCCCGUUGCGGAUGAUAGUACCCGCGAUCGGAGUUCUAAAUUUGAAUGAGAAAUUUAACGAGUAAAAAAUUUGUGAAUGGUCAGUGUUAAUAAUUUUGUUACAUUCAUAAAUCAUUGAAUGAGGAUUUUUUUAUUUUUUGUAUAAGCUAAAAAGGAGUUCUGUUACAUCGACCAUGGCGUCCAAACACAACACAUGAUCAAUUAUCAUCAAUUCUUAGACAUAAGGCAGAAAUAUGUUUAAUUAGCCAUCUGAGUAACAGACACUUAGUCAUAUGCACAGAGAGGCAUCAAACGUCUUAGAUUCCUUGAAACUACGGCUUAAGUUGCUGCAACGGACGAGAACCUACGUUAAAGUUAUAGAAUUCAUAAAGAAAGACGCUAUACGGUAUUUGUCGAAAUACAUAACACAAGACAUAAAAUAUUAUGAACAUAUUCAUAGGUAACGACUACCACUCGAAGAAUCUGGUCAAGUUGAAAUCUAUUUGAUUUGAAUCGAUUGCAAUAGCUAACAGACAAUAAUUACCGGUUCGUUUAGUUCUAUAGACGUAAACAAUAGGCCGUUAAUAAUCGAUAGAAAAAAUAUAGUUCAAAAAAAGAACGCAAGAUGGCGGCUAAAGCUGAACCGAUCGGUCCUCGCAAUGGACAUGAAUUGGCGCCUUUAAAUACUAGAGCUGAUGGCAGCGAGAGGCCACAUGGGGUUACUAUUGUGCUUCAAGGAUCUAGGAAUUCUUUGCAACGAGAAGCACCGGAUGAGGACAGGGCUGCGUGGUCAGGAAAGCUGCAAUUCUUCCUGUCAAUCAUUGGAUAUUCUGUAGGGCUUGGCAACAUUUGGCGCUUUCCGUACUUGUGCCAACAGAAUGGAGGAGGUGCCUUCCUGAUUCCGUUUCUUAUAAUGUUGAUACUGGAGGGCAUCCCGCUCUUUCUGAUUGAAAUGGCAAUUGGGCAGAAGAUGAGAUUAGGCUCCCUUGGGGUUUGGAACACCAUCCACCCAUGGCUCGGCGGCAUCGGCAUAUCAAGUUGUGUUGUGACAUUGUUUGUUGCAUUAUACUACAAUGUUAUUAUCACUUGGGUGUUCUUCUAUUUGUUCAACAGCAUUCGGUUAAGCGCCGACUCUCUCCCCUGGGCCCACUGCCCGCAAGACAACGGGACAGCAGAAGAGGAAUGCUCCAAAGCAUCUGCCACCGUGUACUACUGGUAUCGCGAGGCGUUGGACGCGUCGCCCAGUAUCGAAGAGCCCGGCGUGCCUAGAUGGUGGAUCGUAUUAUAUCUCUUGUUAGCUUGGAUCAUCGUGUUCUUUAUUGUUAUGAAGGGCAUUCAGAGCAGUGGAAAGGUGGUAUACUUCACAUCGCUAUUUCCGUACGCAGUUCUUACAAUAUUUUUCGUUCGCGGUAUUACGCUCCCGGGGUCUGCUGAUGGUAUCCUCCAUAUGUAUAAACCUAAGCUGGAGAAACUUCUCGACCCCACGGUGUGGCUGGACGCGGCCACCCAAGUGUUCUACUCGUUCGGUCUCGCGUUCGGUUCGCUUAUCGCAUUCGGUUCGUACAAUCCGCCGAACAACAACUGCGUGAGAGACGUGCUGCUGGUGUCCGUGUGCAACGCGCUGACUGCGAUAUACGCGUCGGUGGUCAUCUUCAGUAUACUCGGCUUCAAGGCGUUCACUAUGGUUGAGAAGUGUAUCACCAAGGAGAUAAAGGUGCUAGCCAUGCACCACGUCGGCGGGUUCACUCUGAACUCCACGCAAGAGUACUAUGAAGAGAACUUUCCUCGCCUCAGCGACAAUAUAACAUCUUACCUCAACCUUACUGGAUGCACCAUGAGCAGGCAGUUGGAUGAGGCAGCAGAGGGCACAGGUCUAGCCUUCAUAGUGUUCACUCAGGCUAUCCUGAAGCUCACACCAGCUCCGUUUUGGUCAAUUAUCUUUUUCCUGAUGCUUCUUUCGUUGGGUCUCGGGAGCCAGAUUGGGAUCAUGGAGGGAAUGCUGUGCACCAUCUUUGAUAUAGACUUCUUCAAGCGGUUAAGCAAACCAGUUAUUACAGGCGUUGUAUGCACGUUCUGCUUCUUUGUGGGUCUGAUCUUCACGACCGGCGCUGGCGAGUACUGGCUAAAGAUGUUCGACUCGUUCGCUGGCACCAUUGGCCUUGUGGUCGUCGCCUUGCUGGAGAUGAUAUCCGUCAUUUACAUUUAUGGACAUGAGAAGUUCACAAACGACAUCUACGAGAUGACGGGCUACCGGCCGGGCGUGUACUGGCAGGUGACGUGGCGCUACGUGGGCCCCUUCAUCGUCAGCUGCAUCCUGCUCUCCUCGCUGGUCUUCAUGCUCAUCAACCCGCCCACCUACGGCGCCUGGAAUGCUGCUGAGGGUCGCGUGGAGAAAACCCCGUACCCGAACUGGGUGCUCAUCAUCGCCAUCCUCAUGAUCCUCGCCGGCAUCCUCCCCAUCCCCGUCGUACUGCUGCUGCGACGCUUCCAGUGCCUCGCGCUGGAUGUCGAUAUCCACCAAGGGUCCAUCAGGAGAAUUGAGACUACUGUGUCCACUAAGGAGAUGAUGAGUGAUCAGGAUGUGAUCUCUCCGGAGAGCGCGCCGCCCGCACCGGCGCAGCUGGUCGCCGACGCCGCCACCAGGUUCACUAUUGGAGACUUUGACUCCUCAGAUUCGGAACAAGGCGAGGUGCGCGCGUCCGGCACGUGCGACGGCUCGAGCAGUAGUGACGACGACAUUCCAAAUACGAAAAAGAAAUUCUCGCCCAUUCCAGGAACUAGGUUCGCCUUGAAGCCCAUUGGUCUAAAACCAACCACAUUCAAAAUGGACGUCGUUGAUGAUUGACCGUUAUUUUUUAUUUAUCUGAUUCAAGCGUGUACACAUUAUUUUGUGUAUAUUACGUUGAAUUUGUUACUUAACAUAUUUAGGUAACAGAACUUUUUACCUAGUUUGAGGAGACGUUUCUAGUGCUUGUUUUUGAACGAAAGACGGUAUUCAAGAAAUGGCGCGUUCGCGCCUUUUUGUAUCUUCCAGAUUUUAUUUAAGACUUUUACUUGUUUAAACAUUUUAUUUGUCGUCGUAUUGUAUAUUUUGCAAUACUUUAGUAACAGAUAAGUUUUCAUAACAAAAUCACAAUUUUACGUAAAAUUCAUUUUGAAACUGUGAUUGCUAUUUAUAAUAGAUUACACGAAUAGCAAUACACAUGUUAGUUUAAAAAUACAACUGAUCUAUUUGGGAAUCAGUUAAGGUGUAACUAUAGCGAAAAUAAUUUAUUUACUAGAAAGUCAAAUUUGGCCAAAGUCGAAAUAGAAUAUCGAAGACUUAAGUCGUUGUUGAAACAUUUUGCUUUUAAAAAUAAUUUCACUAUUUCUAUCGGAGCUAAGCUGAUAUCAAUACUCGUUGUAAAAACUAGAGAAGUUAAGAAAACUGCGAUUUGUAAAUAAAUAUUAGAUACGUUAGCUUGUAAUUCGUAAUUUAUUGCCUGGAUUUCGUGCCGUUGACUAUUAUGAUAUUUGGGAUUACAAUAUGUCGAACAAUCUACCAUAUGUAAAAUUUGUUUUGGUUACAACCGGAAUGAAAUAACAUAAAGUCAAACGAUCAUACAUACAUGAUGUUUUAUGUUCAGUAAUGCAAAUACCUAGGUAAAAGUUACGCGAGCUUGUCAAACUCGUCUGUGUGGACCCACCUUUACAUCUGGUGAAGAAAUUUGCAAUUAAAAAUAUAUUGGAUUAAAUUAUUAACUUAUACUAAACUUAAAGCAUGAAACAAAUAUUAUGUCCGACGCAAUAGUCCCGCUUCCAUACUAUGUGAAUUGAUUAAAUAGUUACCUAGAUCAAACGUAUACCUAAUAUAAAAAGAAAACUGGACUAAACAUGUGCCUAGUGAAUAACAAAAUUUGAUACUAAAUAAUUUCUUUCUAAUUUCUUUCUAACUAAAGCAAUAGGUGUCAAUGUAUUUGAUUUAUAAUCACUGUUAUUGGUACCAACAUUUUAUUCUUUAUUUAUACAUUAGGUAUCAGUUUUCAAUGUUGCGAUUCGAAUUUCGAAACGUAUUCGUUUUUUUAGUCUUUAUCUUAAAACCGUUAUAAUCACUUUUUAUAAUUCGAACAAAAUAUAUUUUAAAUUUAUUAAU
This is a messenger RNA of Zerene cesonia (dogface butterfly), 4125 nucleotides long. Its product is annotated as sodium- and chloride-dependent transporter XTRP3. Gene Ontology annotation, cellular component: membrane. Lineage: Eukaryota; Metazoa; Arthropoda; Insecta; Lepidoptera; Pieridae. The transcript is spliced from 13 exons. Bases 619 to 2838 code for a protein of 739 amino acids. The record is from RefSeq and is a predicted model, not a curated record. Gene Ontology annotation, biological process: sodium ion transmembrane transport.